This is a messenger RNA of Meloidogyne enterolobii, 1848 nucleotides long. The record is from the annotation of a GenBank genome assembly. NCBI's taxonomy places the organism in Eukaryota, Metazoa, Nematoda, Chromadorea, Rhabditida, Meloidogynidae.
UUUAAUGCCUGAUCCGUCCGAGUGUACCGUUUGUGGUUCUGGUCAAGUUGUAUUAGAUGCUGGUUACUAUUUUUGUGCAGAUUGUGGUGCACAACAAGAGGGUCGUGAAACUGAACAAGAAUUUGGUGCAUAUGGCCAGCAAGGGGCAAGAAUAAAUAGACCUAAAAAAGAUCGAGAUAAUGAACUAAACAAGCGUGAGAGAUUAAAAAAGAUUCGUGAAGAUCCUUUUAUUACUGAACGUGCAAUUCCUGAAGAAGAUUUUCCUUUUUGGCUUGAUCAAUUAGGCAUAAGAUUAUGUACAGCAACGAAGAUUUUAGCUAAAUGUUCUUUUGUUUUGGUUAAUGAAUUUAAUGUUCCAGAAAAAUGCUUGGAGAACUCAAAAUUUAUUUUUUACACUUAUUUACGUCGUGCAGGCAUUGCAUUUUGUGAAGAGGAAACAACUGAUGAUCCAGCAAAAUCAUUUUGUCCUCUUGUUAAGCAUAGAAAGCCGGAAAUUGAAAGUAAAUUAAGACAAAAUCGACUACGAGCAGCUAAUUUAAGAAAACUUUUACAAAAAGACAAGAAAGAGAAAUCAGAUGCUUGGAUGGAUUUAACCUCAACAGAUGAAGCUUUAAAGAAAGUAUUAGAAGAGGAAGAGGCUGAAAUAGCUGCAACAUUAGAGGAAGUCCAGUUUGUAGAAAGAAUUAAAACUAGUCUGUCUGUUGAUGCUGUAAAUAUGGCAGCUCAUAUCUAUUUGGGUAUAGAUUUACUUUUUUGUAUUCUAUAUUUGGCUGUACAUUUAUCUGGUUGUAAUUGGGUUUUGAUUUCUGAUAUUUUUCGUUGGUAUCGAGAAGGAAGAUUCAAUAUUUCUCGUUCACAACUUCUCGCCUUAAAUUUUUCUACUUCGUGGAGUGAGGAAGACAUACCACCUUCAAAAGAAUUAGUGUCAAGUCUCAAUGUUGAUCGACGUUUUUAUGUUAGAAGCAAAUAUAAUGUGCCCUAUUUGGGGAUUCAACCUGUCAGUGAGUCUUUACGUGUUCUUUCUUUUCUUACACAAUUUGCUAAUAUUCCUCGUUCUAUUCAAACAACGGAUUUCCAAAAAGUUUUAUCUCGUUUUGUUUAUAAUUUAAAUUUACCUCUUGCUUUUAACAAACAUUUAAUGACAAUUUUAAAUUUUUUGCCACCUGUUAAUGUUGAUUAUGGUUCAGAACGUUUUUCCUAUGUGCAGCCGAUUGAUGGAGGACUUCGUCAACAUCUUUUAUGUUUAACUUCACGUUCACGUACUAACAAUUCUGGAUUUGGAUUUGUUUCAUUUUUUCAACGAGCAUUUCUCGCUAACAAAAGUCAAAAAUGUUGGGAAAAAGUUGAGGGAACAUUAAAUAAUAGAUAUAUUAAUCCUCUUCUUCGAUAUGGAAGUCAUUGGCAUUUCGUUCCAUUACCUACAGAAGUAAAAGCAGCUGCACUUAUUCUUUUUGCUUUAAAAUUAUUUUUUGGACUUGAUGAUCAGAGAGAAUAUAAUUUAAAACCAAAACAACAACAAUUAAUAGAAGAUGAAGAAAUGAAUGAGGAAAAUGAUUAUUUUAAUUUUGGGGAAUGGUUGACUCAGUUGGAGAUGCGUACACAUUGUUGGCAAGGAACUUCUCCAAAAAUUGUGUUGAAUAAUGAUUUCUAUUGUGAUCAAUUUGAACGUAGCAGUGUUCAAGAAUCAUUAUUAGUUAGUCUUUUUCGCCGACCACAUCUGGGAAUGAGGAUUGUUUCGUGGAGCAGAUUAAACCCAUUUUUAGGGUGCAUACCUAAUACUGUUAGUUCGUAUACAAUCUCAACCAUAUAUUUUUGAAAAUUUAUUUCCAACCUAUUUAUCACCAGCAC